Nelumbo nucifera (sacred lotus) is the source of this 717-nucleotide messenger RNA. NCBI's taxonomy places the organism in Eukaryota, Viridiplantae, Streptophyta, Magnoliopsida, Proteales, Nelumbonaceae. The record is from RefSeq and is a predicted model, not a curated record.
GUAGUUGCAGUUUCACACCAUCUUGUUAAGUUCAAAGUCUGGAGCUAUGAUGAUCAAUUCCAAGAGGGUCGUGGAGAUGACAAAGAAAUGGCGAAAGGUGGCUUCUGUUGGGAGGAAGAGAAUCUCACUGCCGCCGAGAACAGACAAAGGUUCUGGUGUAGAAAAAACCGGUGAGUUGCUGCUAGCUGCUAAGGGUCAUUUCGUCGUGUACACUGCCGAUAAAAGACGAUUUGUUAUUCCCUUGACAUAUCUAAACAGCAAUAUAUUCAGAGAGCUCUUCAGAAUGUCGGAAGAGGAGUUUGGAUUACCAAGAAACGGACCUAUCACAUUGCCUUGUGAUGCUGCCUUCAUGGAGUAUGUUGUCUCGCUGGUUCAAGGACAUGCAUCCAAAGAUUUGGAGAAAGCUUUGCUCAUCUCUAUGGAUGCUGGACGCUUCUCAGCCUUCUCUUCUCAUCCUCUAGGACAGACCUAUCAACAACAACUUCGUUGCUUUUAGUAAGAAAAUUAUAUAUGCACGUCUAUCCCAAGAUUUUUGACUUGUACAGUACUAGCUAGUUAGUCCCAAUUCUCUGAGCAUGGAAAGAAAGAAUCAGUAUUUUCGUUUUCUUUGUCUGGGUCGUAGUCUUUUAGCUAGUUUGAUAUAAGUAAGUAUUUUGGCUGCAGUUCGUAGCUAGCUUCUCUAACUGGAUCAACUGUCUUUUAAUUUGUUGCGUUUAA